GGACAGACUGGACAGACGGGGCUGUCGUCGCUCUGCUGCACUUGCCCGCUGUGCUGGAGCAAGAAAAAAAAAACCUGACAGCUUCCUGCCCUUGACUCAACCGCGAAACAGACAGAGAAGCAACCGACAAAACGGAUCAAUAUUUACAUUUUUCAGCUUUUGGACAACAUGGUGAAACAGCGACGCAUCAGAGCGCAUUCCUGUUGUGCAGCUGUUGCACCUCUUUGUUGCAGAAGAGGACCAUCGAAGACUCUGACAGAGCCUGCCAUCUUUGCCAGGGAGACCAGUUGUGACUGUCGCGCCCCUCAUGAGAAACUCACCAUCGCUCAGGCCCGCAGAGGCACCCCAGUGGACCGGCCAGUCAGAGUCUAUGCAGAUGGCAUCUUUGACCUGUUCCACUCUGGACACGCUCGUGCUCUCAUGCAGGCCAAGAACCUCUUCCCCAACACCUACCUCAUAGUAGGAGUGUGCAGUGAUGAGCUGACCCAUAAGUACAAGGGUUUCACAGUCAUGACGGAGCAUGAACGAUAUGAGGCGCUGAGACACUGCCGCUAUGUCGACGAAGUUUUGAGAGACGCACCCUGGACUCUCACACCCGAGUUCCUGGAGAAACACAAGAUCGAUUUUGUGGCUCAUGAUGAUAUCCCGUACUCCUCAGCAGGAAGUGAGGAUGUUUAUAAACACAUCAAGGAGGCAGGGAUGUUUGUGCCUACACAACGGACAGAGGGAAUCUCAACAUCAGACAUAAUUACCAGAAUUGUCAGAGACUAUGACGUCUAUGCCCGACGCAACCUCCAGCGCGGCUACACGGCCAAGGAACUUAACGUCAGCUACAUCAAUGAGAAGAAGUACCGGCUGCAGAACCAAGUGGAUCGUAUGAAGGAGAAAGUUCGCACAGUUGAGGAAAAGAGCAAACACUUUGUUUACCGGGUGGAGGAGAAAAGUCACGAUCUCAUUCAGAAGUGGGAAGAGAAAUCGAGGGAAUUUAUUGGCAAUUUCUUAGAACUUUUUGGACCGGAUGGAACUUGGAAACAGGUUUUCCAGGAACGCAGUGGUCGUAUGCUGUCCUACGCUCUGUCUCCCAGAGGGUCGCCCUCUAACAGCCCUCCCCGCGAACUGUCCCCCCUGCGCUCUCCCUCACCUCCGUCUCCCCCUGCACGCUGGCACAAUGCACGGCCGUCGCCCCCGACCUCCCCCAAAGGAGCAUCUGCAUCUAUAAGCAGCAUGAGUGAAGGCGAUGAAGAUGAGAAGUAGAUGGACUGUUGAACACACUCCCAUGCACACACAAAACACUCCACUCACAGUACACUGCCUGAGAACUGCUCACACACACACACACACACACACACACACACACACACACACACACACACACACAAACACACAGAUAUACUCCUACGAACACUGGCAGGAUACUGAAACAGUUAUCCUCAAAGACGUUGCUGACAUGCAGUGAAGAUGGUGGUCAUGGGAGAUGUAGUUCUGAGCUCCAGAGCUAAGAAGCCAUCACUGUCUCUGUUGUCUGGGCAACCCAGCAGACAGAAGGAAGACGAAGAAAGAAGGGGAUGAGGAUUUAUGUACACAGUGUCACAUAUCGUAAGACGGUCCAGAAUCCUUUGCAGCAUCUGUCGAGAGGAUUUGCUUUGGAUUGUCCAGCACUAAUAGAGACUGUCCAACAGCCUGCUCAUAAUAUCACCUCACUGUUUGUCCUGUUCUGUUUAGUUUAGCAUUUUCUUAGAAAGAUGCCAAGACUUUUUGUAACUACUGUGACCACAUAAACAUUGUGUCUGACAUUCAGUUCAACAGGUCAUUUGAACUGACGGGAACUGGAUUCAUUCAUAGUUUUGUGCUUGUUGAACUGACAGUUAAGGAUUGAAUAAAAGACACUGAACCCCCUAGACUAGCGGAGAUGUAGCGGUUGCUAACCUGUUGGCACUCAAAACACAUAGUCAGAGCUAGUUUGCACCAUUUUAGCAUAAAUGAUUGGCAAAGAAAACCAAAUUCAUGUAAAGUAGGAAGAGUGAUUCACAGUCUUUAAUUCCCUUGAUUUACUUGUUCCCACACUACAGUAUUGACCAGUGGACUGCACCUACUCUGUAAAAUGCCUGUUAGAUAGUCCCAAAAACUUGACUGUGAUGAAACAGAAGAAACAAACUUCAUUUAAUAGCUUCUUGAAUGUAAACCAAGUCUCUGAGACCACACCUAGAGCGUAAUUGUAAUCACUCUAAUUUAUACUCACAUGCUAUACAAACACAAAUUUAAUUUCAGUAGGUCUCACAAUUAUCAUGAAUCAUGGUAACCAAUUAGUAGAAACAUGAAUUCUCACCAUUAAAAAGCCAUGUAUUUUUUUUUGUAUUUUUUUUUUCCAUGUUGUGUCAAUCAGUGUUUAGCAGACUUCUUUUUUUUUUUUUCGCUCUUUGCAAUAUGAUGUCAGCUGUCAAAAAACCUGGCAAACUUGGAGAUGCAGCCUUUCUCCAGUAUUCUGAUGAUACUUGAAAUAUACAAUAAUUGAGGCCCUCCAGGUGAACUGUCAGGUCCUCAAAAGCUGGAGCAUAGCCCUAAUGUUUUCUUUUGCUGUAUGUAACAACUCCUUUGCUCAGGUCUGCUCACCAGUGAUCCAUAUCAGGGCAGAGCAGACCUCUCCUCCACCCGAACAAUACAAAUACCCUACUGCAAUGUAGAGAACUUAAUGUCCUGUACGCACUACAUGUUAAUCUGCACUAUAUGUACAAACUUUGAGAAUGUGUCUUUUUUUAUUUUUUAAAUUUUAAUGUUCCAACAGCUUGAUAUGUAAAUAAAACAAAACAAUAUAACUGAA
This is a messenger RNA of Seriola aureovittata, 2818 nucleotides long. Its product is annotated as choline-phosphate cytidylyltransferase B-like. Gene Ontology annotation, biological process: CDP-choline pathway. Gene Ontology annotation, molecular function: choline-phosphate cytidylyltransferase activity; phosphatidylcholine binding. The transcript has 8 exons. The record is from RefSeq and is a predicted model, not a curated record. NCBI's taxonomy places the organism in Eukaryota, Metazoa, Chordata, Actinopteri, Carangiformes, Carangidae. The coding region runs from base 169 to 1254 and encodes 361 amino acids.